AUGAUUGUGGAAGGUGUGAAGAAGGCGCUUUUGGCGUUGUCUCUUUUGGCUGCUAGUGCACAAGCCGUGCCACGAGUGCGCCGGCAAAGCAACGCAAGCUCUUUCGAUUACAAGAGUCAGAUAGUCCGCGGUGUCAAUCUAGGUGGCUGGCUGGUGACCGAGCCAUGGAUUACACCUUCACUUUAUGACAAUGCUGGGGGUGGUGCGGUAGAUGAAUGGACGCUGUGUCAGACGCUGGGCCAGGACGAAGCUAAGGCCAAGUUGUCGUCUCACUGGAGCUCGUUCGUCACGCAAAGUGAUUUUGACCGUAUGGCUCAGGCAGGACUGAAUCAUGUCCGCAUUCCUAUUGGAUACUGGGCUGUUGCUCCCAUUGAUGGUGAGCCGUAUGUCAGCGGUCAGAUCGACUAUCUUGACCAGGCGGUCACCUGGGCUAGAGAGGCUGGUCUCAAGGUUGUCGUUGAUCUGCAUGGUGCGCCGGGCUCUCAGAAUGGUUUUGACAAUAGUGGACACCGAGGCCCCAUCCAAUGGCAGCAAGGGAACACGGUCAACCAGACCAUGACCGCAUUUGACGCCCUUGCAAGGCGUUACGCUCAGUCCGAUACCGUCACGGCGAUCGAGGCCAUCAACGAACCGAACAUUCCUGGUGGCGUCAACGAGGGUGACCUUAAGAACUACUAUUACGGCGCUUUGGCCGAUGUCCAGCGUCUCAACCCUUCUACAACUUUGUUCAUGUCGGACGGCUUCCAGCCUGUGGAGUCCUGGAACGGCUUCAUGCAGGGUAGCAAUGUUGUCAUGGAUACGCAUCACUAUCAAGUCUUUGACACCGGUUUGCUUUCCAUGAGCAUCGAUGACCAUGUCAAGACGGCCUGUUCUCUCGCCACACAGCAUACGAUGCAAUCAGAUAAGCCCGUCGUCGUGGGUGAAUGGACCGGUGCUCUGACUGACUGUGCCAAGUACCUCAACGGUGUUGGUAAUGCCGCUCGCUACGAUGGCACAUACAUGUCCACCAACAAGUAUGGUGACUGCACAGGCAAGAGCACGGGUUCUGUAGCUGAUUUCUCAGCUGAAGAGAAAGCGAACACCCGUCGUUACAUUGAGGCCCAGCUGGAGGCUUACGAGAUGAAGAGCGGAUGGCUCUUCUGGACCUGGAAGACCGAGGGUGCCCCAGGAUGGGACAUGCAAGACCUUCUCGCUAACCAACUCUUCCCUACCUCGCCUACUGAUAGACAAUACCCCCACCAGUGUUCUUGA
Messenger RNA from Aspergillus neoniger CBS 115656, 1251 nucleotides. RefSeq names its product glucan 1,3-beta-glucosidase (gene exg1). The coding region runs from base 1 to 1251 and encodes 416 amino acids. Gene Ontology annotation, cellular component: cell surface; extracellular region. The record is from RefSeq and is a predicted model, not a curated record. Gene Ontology annotation, biological process: glucan catabolic process. Gene Ontology annotation, molecular function: glucan exo-1,3-beta-glucosidase activity. The transcript is spliced from 3 exons. NCBI's taxonomy places the organism in Eukaryota, Fungi, Ascomycota, Eurotiomycetes, Eurotiales, Aspergillaceae.